AUGGAAGGAGAAUCCGAGAAGUCUUUUGGGAAUGAUUUACUCUCAAAAGAAGGUGUUCCAAAUUUGACUCAUCCUUCCUAUCAGAAAUUUGUGGAGGCUCGCAAUACACUCAUGUCAAAUGAGAGAUUGCAAAGAAGUGAUCAUGAAUUUCGAGCUGCGCUUUCUCCUACAGCCAUCAAAGCCAGCUCAAUCAUUUCCAAUAUCCGAUCCGAGGAACUCAAAUCAACAUGGUCAACCUCUGCGACACCAUCGUUGAACCCCGAAGAGCUAUUCCCUGGAAUGAUGUUCAACAUCGCCAAACCAGCUUUAGAGUCGACCAAGCUAUGGAAGAUCAUCCAGAAAAUGCCAAAAGGCGCACUUUUGCAUUGCCAUUUAGGUGCUAUGGUUGACUUAGAGUGGGUCUUUGCGCAAGCAAUAGAGACUGAGGGACUGUGCAUCUCUUCGGAUGUCCCACUUACUGACGAUUCAGUCAGAGACAAGGCUGGAAUUCGAUAUGUCUACUCCGGCUCUGCGCAUCUGGAGCAGAAAUCGAUCUGGAGCGCAGGAUAUGUUCCAGGCUCGUUGAUUCCCACUUCUGUCGCUGCAGAUUCUUUUCCAGAGACCGGUCGCAAAGGGUUCAUUGCAUGGAUGAAAGAUCGCUGUUCCGUGACCCAAACAGAGUCUAUUCAACAUCAUCUUGGAGUUGAUGAUGUUUGGCGGAAGUUAAAUUCUGCGUUCUCGAUCUUGACUGGCGUUGUUUACUAUGAGCCAAUUAUGAGAAAAUUCCUGCAGAAGUUCUUCACCACGUUGGUGGCAGAUGAGGUUCGUUGGGUCGAAUUUCGGUCGGCGCCGUUUACUGCUUUUACCGUCGAGAAAGCUGAAAAGGCCAGCGAUGAUCCAGAUGUACUUCUUGGUGUACUGAAUGAGGAGAUUGAGAAGUUCAAAUCCAGUGACGCUGGACGUGGAUUUUGGGGUGCAAGGAUGAUUUGGGCAUCUUUGAGGUUUUGGCCGACUGAGAAGAUUAUUCAAGACAUGAGCCAUUGCAUACGACUCAAGAAGCUGUACCCUGAUCUUAUUUCUGGCUAUGACUUAGUCGGACACGAGGAUCCCGGCCGGACGCUUGAAUCGCUCACACCAGAGCUUCUCUGGUUCCAAGAAGAAUGUAAGACCCAAGCAGUCAACAUCCCCCUAUUUCUCCACGCCGGCGAAACUGUUGGCUGCGGAACACCCACUGAUCAGAAUCUAUACACCGCAAUACUCCUGCGCAGUCGACGUCUCGGCCACGCAUUCUCUCUUUACAAGCACCCUCUGCUCAUAGACCAGUGUAAAAAGCAGAACAUUCUUGUGGAAUCAUGUCCUAUAUCCAACGAAGUACUUCGCUACUCGGCGAGUAUUAUGUCUCAUCCUCUCCCUGCACUCAUCAGCAGAGGUGUAAAGGCUGCAUUGAGCAAUGAUGAUCCGGCACUGUUGGGACAGGGAACGAGUGGCUUGAGUCAUGACUUUUGGCAGGCUAUUCAAGGAUGGGAGGAUUUGGGGAUUGAGGGGCUGGGAAGCCUGGCGGAGAAUAGCAUCAGGUGGGCGGCGUUUGAAGAUGAGAGUGAGGAUGAGUGGAACUUGGGUGUUGAGAAGGGAUAUGAAAGUGCUGGUGUCAGAGCGAAGAGAAUGGAGGAGUGGAAGGUUGAGUGGGAGAGCUUUUGUGAGUGGGUUGUCACGGAGUUUGGGACUGGUGUUUGA
Molecule: messenger RNA, 1713 nt
Organism: Glarea lozoyensis ATCC 20868
Lineage: Eukaryota; Fungi; Ascomycota; Leotiomycetes; Helotiales; Helotiaceae
Product: Metallo-dependent hydrolase
Exons: 4
Coding region: 1-1713 (570 amino acids)
Biological process (GO): adenosine catabolic process; inosine biosynthetic process
Molecular function (GO): adenosine deaminase activity
Source: RefSeq, a predicted model, not a curated record